AUGGACGUCAAAAAUCAAUUAAUAGUCCAAGAUACAAGCACAAAAGUAUCUAGACCUAAACAAACAAUCCAAGAUCUUGAAGAACUAUAUUUCAAUCAACAAACGAAAAGAAAAGAAUAUGAACAACAAAUAAACAAGAAUAAAUUAAACUAUGGCCAAUGGCUACGGUACGCUAGAUGGGAAUUAGAGCACAAUCAUGAUUUUGCGAGAGCUAGAUCAAUCAUGGAAAGAGCGUUAGAUGUUGAUAUACAGCAUAUACCAUUUUGGAUACAAUAUAUUCAAUUUGAAUUAAUUAAUAAGAAUAUCAAUCAUGCCAGAAAUUUAUUAGAAAGAGCAAUAACUAAAUUACCAAAAGUUAAUAAAUUAUGGUUUUUUUAUAUCCAAACAGAAGAAAUGUUGAAAAAUUAUACAAAAGUUCGAGAACUUUUUGAAAGAUGGAUUGAAUGGAAUCCCGAUGAAAGUUGUUGGGAUGCAUAUAUACAUUUUGAAUCUAGAUAUGAAGAAAUUGAUAAUGUGCGAAAUAUUUAUAAAAGAUAUGUUAGUUCGCAUAAUGAUGGUGAAAUUUGGUUAAAAUGGAUUGAUUAUGAAUUGACUAAUAACGAAAGUGAUAAAUUAGUUAUAAGAGCAAUUUUUGAAUCUGCAGUAGAUUCAUUCUUGGAAAAGUUGAAUUCAAAUGGAAUAGAAAAUGAAGAACUUUUUUCACAAAUAAUAGCCAAAUGGCUAAGGUGGGAAUCAAAAUGUAUGGAAUAUGAUAGAGUUAAACAAAUUAGGACAAUUUUAGUAAGUAAUGAUAGAUUUAAAUUUUCUGCUAAAAUUAAAAACGCAAUUUAUAAUUCAAUAAAUGAAGUUGAGGCAAUUUUAGGUGAUAAAGAUUCAAUUGAAUCUGGAAUAAUUUUCAAAAGAAAAGCCAAAUAUGAAAAAGACAUAGAAGAAGAUCCAUGCAAUUUUGAAUCCUGGUGGUCAUUAAUUUCAAUAAUUAUACAGAGUGAUGAAGAAGCUUUAAUACGACAGACUUUUAAAAAAGCAGUUUCAAAUAUUCCUUCGAUCGAAUUUGGUAAAUCUGAGACUUGGAAGAAAUUCAUAUUACUAUGGCAACGAUAUGCAUUUUGGGAAGAGUUUGAUAAUAAAGAACUAGAACUAGCGAGGCAAGUAUGGAAUGAUUGUAUAAAAAUUCUAACUCAUCAAUACUUCACACUGGGUAAAAUAUGGAUAGGCUUGUUUGAGUUUGAAUUAAGAAAUAACGCAUUAGAAGGUUUGACUAAAGCUCGUAAAACUUUUGGUAAAGCUAUGGGUUUAAUGAAUAAAUAUGGUCCAAAACCAAAAGUUAUAAAAUAUUAUAUAAAAUUUGAGAGCAAAUUGGCGGAAUGGGAUAGAGUUCGAUCAAUAUAUCAAAAAUGGCUUGAACUAUCUAUUAUAUUUGGUCUACGUUGUAAUAGAAUUGUGAAAAGAUAUUUGAAAUUUGAAAUGGAGCUUGGAGAAACAGAGAGAUGCGAGUCGGUAUUAAAGAUGGUCUUGGGACUUGGUAAUGAUGAACGAACUGCUCGGUCAUUUGAUCAGGAAGAUAUGUUCAAUUUAGCAGUGGAUUUUUUUACUGACGAAAUGAAAUAUGAAGAAAUUAGAAUGUUAUACAGAGAUAGAAUAAAACUCAAUCCAACAACAGAUAAUUGGAUAGCAUUGGCUUUAUUUGAAUCUUCCAUUCCAUCAUCAGCACAAUUGGAGGAAUAUCUAGCUGUAGAAAAUGAAGAAUUUGAAAUUGAUAUAGGUGAAGAACAACUAACUAACACGAGAGAGGUUUUUAAUGAGGCUGAUUAUUAUUUCAAAAGUAGAAAUGACAAUGAGAGUAGAAAAGUCAUUUUGGAAGCGUUUAAGGAUUAUGAAGAGGUGAAUGGUGAUGAGAUAUCAUUAAAUUCAAUCAAUGCAAGACUACCUGAGAGAAUUAAAAAGAGAAGGAAUAUAGACGGUAUUGAAGAAGAAUACUAUGAUUAUAUUUUUAAUGAUGAAAAGGAGGACGACGAAAGAGACGAAGAUCAAGAUAAUCUUAAAGAGACAAACAAUGACGACACCGAAGAGAAAUAUAAACCGCCACCUGCUUCAUUGAACAAGUUCCUAGCAAAUGCUAAAAAAUGGGCAGAAAGUCAAAAUUGA
Molecule: messenger RNA, 2145 nt
Organism: Lodderomyces pseudojiufengensis
Lineage: Eukaryota; Fungi; Ascomycota; Pichiomycetes; Serinales; Debaryomycetaceae
Exons: 1
Coding region: 1-2145 (714 amino acids)
Biological process (GO): mRNA splicing, via spliceosome; spliceosomal complex assembly
Cellular component (GO): post-mRNA release spliceosomal complex; precatalytic spliceosome; U2-type catalytic step 2 spliceosome
Molecular function (GO): protein binding
Source: RefSeq, a predicted model, not a curated record